Candidozyma pseudohaemuli is the source of this 1170-nucleotide messenger RNA. RefSeq names its product Ino2p (gene INO2). NCBI's taxonomy places the organism in Eukaryota, Fungi, Ascomycota, Pichiomycetes, Serinales, Metschnikowiaceae. The transcript has a single exon. The record is from RefSeq and is a predicted model, not a curated record. Bases 1 to 1170 code for a protein of 389 amino acids.
AUGUCUUUCACCUCAACUGCCACUGGUGUUGCCCCUACCAGCCUAAACCUCAAUAUGUUCGAGAAGCUUGAGGAGAAGAAACCAAAGUCUCCUUCUGUUCUCACAGACGAUGAGGAUAUCUUCUCCUUGGACAUGGUCACCAUGGACAUGGAGUUUGACCAGGCUUACCUGAUGUACACCCAGAUGCAGCAGAAACAGGCUCUCUCCGGUGUUGAACAGCUCCAGAGAGCCAAACAGAGCCAGAAACACCAGCAGCAGCAGCAUCAUCAACAUCAUCAUCAACCACAACAGCAGCAGCAACUGGCUCAUCACAACCAGCACAACCAGCACAACCAGCAAAAUGUGUAUGGAUUCUACCCUGAGCUCAACGACUACGACAGCGUGCCAGGUCUCCCGCUUCUCCUGCCACCAAGCGAAUCGAAGGGUCUUUUUGACGGCCAGAAGACUGCCAACCCCAUGACCAAGGACGACAGCAUGGACCACUUCUUCCUCAACACUGAGCUGAAUGCUUUGGAAAAGUUCUUGGACAACUUGGCCCUGUCUUCAGGCAACCCCUUGGAGCUCUACAACAACCCCCAGGCUCCUCCCCUGCCUUCCAUGUACAAUCAGCCCAUGCACACGAUGGACCGGCUCAGGAAGCCUGACAACCGUGAGAUUCCCGACUUUGUUAAGAAGGAGAUCACCGAUGCUUUUAGACACCCACCUGUGCAGAGCUUGAAGAGCUUUGGCUCUGAGCAGACCCAGUUGCCUACGCCGCUUGACUCGAGACAGCUGCUGGCUCUGGAGAAGCGUACGCUGACCCAGCUGGAGCUCGAUUCUCCACCAUGGCUGCCAUCUAGCAAGAAGAGAAGAAAGAGCUCGACCAGACCGCUCCUCACUUUGGAGCAGAAGAGAUUGAACCACUCCCACUCGGAGCAGAAGAGACGUCUCUUGUGCAAGCAGGCUUACGAGAGAUGUCUUCGCUUGAUCACCAACGUUGACGACUACAAGAAUGACUUGGUUUCUGCAUCUGCCGUGACCCUGCUGAAGAAAAAGAGUAAAAGAAAGCAGAUCAACAAGGACGGCUUGCCUAACUUGUCGAAGCACACGGCGUUGUUGAAGGUGAGUGGCGAGAUCAUGAAGAUCAGUGGCAAGAACGAAGAGUUGAGAAAGCUCUUAGCACAGUAUUGA